Messenger RNA from Ziziphus jujuba (common jujube), 2198 nucleotides. RefSeq names its product integrin-linked protein kinase 1-like. Gene Ontology annotation, biological process: protein phosphorylation. Gene Ontology annotation, molecular function: protein kinase activity; ATP binding; protein binding. Bases 243 to 1460 code for a protein of 405 amino acids. The transcript is spliced from 11 exons. Lineage: Eukaryota; Viridiplantae; Streptophyta; Magnoliopsida; Rosales; Rhamnaceae. The record is from RefSeq and is a predicted model, not a curated record.
CCCAACCCUGUUGUUCAUAGACAUAACCGUCAGUUUUUCCAACCAAAAAAGGUCUCCUUUGCAAAAUAUCGGCUUAUGCUAUUCUCUUCUCUAAGAGCUUCUCUGCAGGUUUCUUCGCUUAAUCUCAACAACCCAUAAUUUAGAAUACUCAAGGAAAACUCACCUCCUCUUCUGUUUGAGAAACCCCUGGAAAAGUGAAAGAAAAGAAUAUAUACAAUACAUACAUAGGUCUGAGGAUCAAGAUGAUGAAGAAAAUGAAGGAAAGGAAUUCAUUUGGUGAUUUUGAUAUGCAAAUGAUAGGGAAGUUUUUGAGUUUUGCUUCCAGGGGUGACAGAGUUGGACUGAACCUGAUGUUGAUAAAAGGCACAUCCCCUGAUGUGCAAGACUAUGACAAUAGGACUGCAUUGCACCUUGCGGCAAGUGAAGGCCAUGCUUCCAUUAUUGAGCUGCUUCUUCACUACAAGGCUAAUGUUAAUCUCAAAGACCGAUGGCAACGCACUCCUCUGACAGAUGCAAGACUCUAUGGACAUCGAGAUAUAUGCAGGAUAUUAGAAGUAAAUGGAGGCAAGGAUUUUAUCCAUGACCAACCAUUGACAAUCCGGCAUGAGCAAGAUUCGAAUGAAGUGAACUUUGACAUUUCGGAAUUACAUACACCGGAUUCCUCAUCGGUUAAGCAGGGUGAUUUUGGUGAGUCUGUCAAGGUCAAAUGGCGUGGAACCUGGGUUGUUAAAACCGUUGUCAAGCGACACAUAUUUCAGCCUGAGAAGAUGAUACUUUCUGCUAAGGAUAAUACUCUUCUAAGAGAGCUUAGGCACCCCAAUAUUCUGCAGUUUCUUGGUUCAAUUGAGCAGCAAGAAGAGAUGGUUCUGAUUACUGAGUAUCUAUCAAAAGGUAAUCUGGAAGAUAUUAUAAGUAAAAGAGAUCGACUCGACCUGCUCACUGCUCUGCGCUAUGCACAUGAUAUUGCCAGGGGAAUGAAUUAUCUUCAUGAGCACAAGCCCUUCCCCAUUGUUCACUAUCAUUUGAAUACCAGAAACUUGUUGCAAGAUGAAGGUGGCCACUUGAAGAUUGGUGAAUAUUGGGUACAAAUGUUGUAUGAAAGAACAAACCCACAUGAAGAUAACUGCCAAAGAAAUGAUAGUGCGAGCAUGAGUAAUGGUCCAUUGGAUGGCACCAAGAAAGACAUUUGUUCUUUUGGAUACAUAUUCUAUGAGAUGCUAGAAGGAAGGCCUUCAAACUCUGACACUGUAGAUCCUGAAUCUAUUGAUUUUAAACCAAUAUUUCUUGUAAGCCGGUCUUCAAGAAGAAUUAAAGAAUUGAUAGAGAAUUGCACAAGUAAUGAUCUUUCCCGGAGACCUUCAUUCGAUGCUGUCAUAACAAUUUUAGAAGAGGAAUUUUCGCUUCUUGGGAUGGCUUCAUGUCCUGUUUGUGUUGACUCCAUUAUUAAACACCACCCAUGAAUGAACAAAAAAACCUUGCAUUUUAGCCAUGUAAUUAAACAUUCUUCUAUCUCAUAUCAAAAAACUUGCAUAAUCUUGUAAAACUUGCUUUCCUUUUUUUUUUUUGUGUGCGUUUGUGUGUGUAAGAUAUCUUGAAUGUUAAGUUUGAUGAAUUUUGUUUUCGACUAUGAUGUAUAAAACGUUUUUCCUAUGUAAAUUAUAUUUAGUGUUGAAGCUUCUCAAGGUUGGGUUUUGGUUUAAUUCAUGAUUUGAACCCUUUAUGAUUUUUAAAUUUCAAUUGAACUCAGUUUUGUAAAUACAAACAGGUUCUUGAAAUAAGUACAUAUUAUAUGUUCUACCUCGAUGUGCUAUAUUUUAUAUAUUUUUUUAAAAUGAGACAAUUCAAUUUAAAAUUUAUUAUUAUGUUUGACAGAAAGAAAAUGAAGGCUAACGAGGGCUUAUGAAAUUGGGAACAAUAGACAAGGCAAUAACAUCAGAUAACGAAAAAUAAAAUAAUUUUUUUUUUUAAAAAAAGGCAAAAAUAAUUUAAAUUUUGAAUUACAAAUGAUUUUUUUUUUUUUUUUUUUUUUGGUGCAAAAAUAAUUCUCUCUCCUUCUUCUCUUUUAAAGGCAAAAACAAAACAAAAGUAGAAUAAAACCAAGGCGCGGCUCGGUUGCUACCUUCUUUGCGUCCCGCCUACACUCCAUCAGCUUUGCUAGAUCACAAUCACUUCUUCCCUAAAAACCCCCCUUCUUCCAG